GCGGGGGCUGGUUGCGAGCCAGCGGCAGGCAGGCGGCGAUGGAGGUAACUCAGGAUCCUGUUCAAGAUGGGGUGGCUUCACCAGCUACCCCUGGGACCGGGAAAUCUAAGCUGGAAACAUUGCCCAAAGAAGACCUCAUCAAGUUUGCCAAGAAACAGAUGAUGCUAAUACAGAAAGCUAAGUCAAGGUGUACAGAAUUGGAGAAAGAAAUUGAAGAACUCAAAUCAAAACCUGUUACUGAAGGAACUGAUGAUAUUAUUAAGGCAUUAACUGAACGUCUGGAUGCUAUUCUUCUGGAAAAAGCAGAGACUGAGCAACAGUGUCUUUCUCUGAAAAAGGAAAAUAUAAAAAUGAAGCAAGAGGUUGAGGAUUCUAUAACUAAGAUGGAAGAUGCACAUAAGGAGUUGGAACAAUCACAUAUAAACUAUGUGAAAGAAAUUGAAAAUUUGAAAAAUGAAUUGAUGGCAGUACGUGCCAAAUACAGUGAAGACAAAGCUAACUUACAAAAGGAACUGGAAGAAGCAGUGAAUAAGCAAUUAGAGCUCUCAGAACAACUUAAGUUUCAGAACAACUCUGAAGAUAAUGUUAAAAAACUACAAGAAGAGAUUGAGAAAAUUAGGCCAGCCUUUGAGGAGCAAAUUUUAUAUCUGCAAAAGCAAUUAGACGCUACCACUGAUGAAAAGAAGGAAACAGUUACUCAACUCCAAAAUAUCAUUGAGGCUAAUUCUCAGCAUUACCAAAAAAAUAUUAAUAGUUUGCAGGAGGAACUUUUACAGUUGAAAGCUAUACACCAAGAAGAGGUGAAAGAAUUAAUGUGCCAGAUUGAAGCAUCAGCUAAGGAACAUGAAACAGAGAUAAAUAAGUUGAAUGAGCUAAAAGAGAACUUAGUAAAACAAUGUGAGGCAAGUGAAAAGAACAUCCAGGAGAAAUAUGAAUGUGAGUUAGAAAAUUUAAGGAAAGCCACCUCAAAUGCAAACCAAGACAAUCAGAUGUGUUCUCUUCUCUUCCAAGAAAAUACAUUUGUAGAACAAGUAGUAAAUGAAAAAGUCAAACACUUAGAAGAUACCUUAAAAGAACUUGAAUCUCAACAUAGCAUCUUAAAAGAUGAGGUAACUUAUAUGAAUAAUCUUAAGUUAAAACUUGAAAUGGAUGCUCAACAUAUAAAGGAUGAGUUUUUUCAUGAACGGGAAGACUUAGAGUUUAAAAUUAAUGAAUUAUUACUAGCUAAAGAAGAACAGGGCUGUGUAAUUGAAAAAUUAAAAUCUGAGCUAGCAGGUUUAAAUAAACAGUUUUGCUGUACCGUAGAACAGCAUAACAAAGAAGUACAGAGCCUUAAGGAACAACAUCAAAAAGAAAUAUCAGAGCUAAAUGAGACAUUUUUGUCAGAUUCAGAAAAAGAAAAAUUAACAUUAAUGUUUGAAAUACAGGGUCUUAAGGAACAGUGUGACAACCUACAGCAAGAAAAGCAAGAAGCAAUUUUAAAUUAUGAGAGUUUACGAGAGAUUAUGGAAAUUUUACAAACAGAACUGGGGGAAUCUGCUGGAAAAAUAAGUCAAGAAUUUGAAUCAAUGAAGCAACAGCAAGCAUCUGAUGUUCAUGAACUGCAGCAGAAGCUCAGAACUGCCUUUACUGAGAAAGAUGCUCUUCUCGAAACUGUGAAUCACCUCCAGGGAGAAAAUGAAAAGUUACUAUCUCAACAAGAAUUGGUACCAGAACUUGAAAAUACCAUAAAGAACCUUGAAGAAAAGAAUGGAGUAUACUUACUUAGUCUCAGUCAAAGAGAUACCAUGUUAAAAGAAUUAGAAGCAAAGAUAAAUUCUCUUACUGAGGAAAAAGAUGAUUUUAUAAAUAAACUGAAAAAUUCCUAUGAAGAAAUGGAUAAUUUCCAUAAGAAAUGUGAGAGGGAAGAAAGAUUGAUUCUUGAACUUGGGAAGAAAGUAGAGCAGACAACCCAGUACAACAGUGAACUAGAACAAAAGGUAAAUGAAUUAACAGGAGGACUAGAGGAGACUUUAAAAGAAAAGGAUCAAAAUGACCAAAAACUAGAAAAACUUAUGGUUCAAAUGAAAGUUCUCUCUGAAGACAAAGAAGUAUUGUCAGCUGAAGUGAAGUCUCUUUAUGAGGAAAACAAUAAACUCAGUUCAGAAAAAAAACAAUUGAGUAGGGAUUUGGAAGUUUUUUUGUCUCAAAAAGAUGAUGUUAUCCUUAAAGAACAUAUUACUGAAUUAGAAAAGAAACUUCAGUUAAUGGUUGAAGAGCGAGAUAAUUUAAAUAAAUUGCUUGAAAAUGAACAAAUUCAGAAGUUAUUUGUCAAAACUCAGUUGUAUGGUUUUCUUAAAGAUAUGGGGUCUGAAGUUUCAGAAGACGGUGAAGAGAAAGAUGUUGUUAAUAUCCUACAGGCAGUCGGUGAAUCCUUGGCAAAAAAAAAUGAGGAAAAAUGCAACCUGGUUUUUCAGUGUGAUAAAAAGGUAUUCGAGUUAGAAAAAGAGAUUAAGUGCCUUCAAGAAGAGAGUGUAGUUCAGUGUGAAGAACUUAAGUCUUUAUUGAGAGACUAUGAGCAAGAGAAAGUUCUCUUAAGGAAAGAGUUAGAAGAAAUCCAGUCAGAAAAAGAGGCCCUGCAAUCUGAUCUUCUAGAAAUAAAGAAUGCUAAUGAAAAAACAAAGCUUGAAAAUCAGAAUCUUCUAAUUCAAGUUGAAGAAGUAUCUCAAACGUGUAACAAAAAUGAAAUCCAUAAUGAAAAAGAAAAAUGUUCUAUAAAGGAACAUGAAAACCUAAAGCCGUUACUAGAACAAAAAGAAUCAGAAUUACGAGAUACGAGAGCAGAGUUGAUACUAUUAAAGGAUUCCUUAGCAAAAUCACCUUCUGUACAAAAUGAUCCUCUGUCUUCAGUAAAAGAGUUGGAAGAAAAAUUAGAAAAUCUGGAAAAAGAAGGCAAAGAAAAGGAGGAGAAAAUAAAUAAGAUAAAAUUAGUUGCCGUGAAGGCAAAGAAAGAACUAGAUUCCAGCAGAAAAGAGACCCAGACUGUAAGGGAAGAACUUGAAUCUCUUCGGUCAGAAAAGGACCAGUUAUCUGCUUCCAUGAGAGAUCUCAUUCAAGCAGCAGAAAGCUAUAAGAAUCUUUUAUUAGAAUAUGAAAAGCAGUCAGAGCAACUGGAUGUGGAAAAAGAACGUGCUAACAAUUUUGAGCAUCAUGUUGAAGACCUUACAAGACAACUAAGAAAUUCGACUUUGCAGUGUGAAAAAAUAAAUUCUGAUAAUGAAGAUCUGCUGGCUCGUAUUGAGACACUACAGUCUAAUGCCAAAUUAUUAGAAGUACAGAUUUUAGAAGUCCAGAGAGCCAAAGCAAUGGUAGACAAAGAAUUAGAAGCUGAAAAACUUCAGAAAGAACAGAAGAUAAAGGUAAAAACAAUCCUGCGAGAUGAUGCCCAACAAACCACAUUGAUGAAUAUGGAAAUAGCUGAUUAUGAACGUUUGAUGAAAGAACUAAAUCAAAAGUUAAGUAAUAAAAACAACAAGAUAGAAGAUUUGGAGCAAGAAAUAAAAAUUCAAAAACAGAAACAAGAAACCCUACAAGAAGAAAUAACUUCAUUACAGUCUUCAGUACAACAAUAUGAAGAAAAAAACACCAAAAUCAAGCAAUUGCUUGUGAAAACCAAAAAGGAACUGGCAGAUUCAAAGCAAGCAGAAACUGAUCACUUAAUACUUCAAGCAUCUUUAAAAGGUGAGCUGGAGGCAAGCCAGCAGCAAGUAGAAGUCUAUAAAAUACAGCUGGCUGAAAUAACAUCAGAGAAACACAAAAUCCACGAGCACCUGAAAACCUCUGCAGAACAGCACCAGCGUACGCUAAGUGCGUACCAGCAGAGAGUGACAGCGCUACAGGAGGAGAGUCGUGCUGCCAAGGCAGAACAAGCUACUGUAACCUCUGAAUUCGAGAGCUACAAAGUCCGAGUUCAUAACGUUCUAAAACAACAGAAAAAUAAAUCUAUGUCUCAGGCUGAAACUGAGGGCGCUAAACAAGAAAGGGAACAUCUGGAAAUGCUGAUUGACCAACUAAAAAUCAAAUUACAAGAUAGCCAAAAUAACUUACAGAUGAAUGUAUCUGAACUUCAGACAUUGCAGUUUGAACAUGAUACACUGCUAGAAAGGCACAACAAGAUGCUUCAGGAAACUGUGUCCAAAGAGGCGGAACUCCGGGAAAAAUUGUGUUCCAUACAAUCAGAGAACAUGAUGAUGAAGUCUGAGCAUACACAGACUGUGAGUCAGCUAACAUCCCAGAAUGAGGUCCUUCGAAAUAGCUUCCGAGAUCAAGUGCGACAUUUGCAGGAAGAGCACAGAAAGACAGUGGAGACAUUACAGCAGCAGCUCUCCAGGGUGGAAGCACAGCUCUUCCAGCUUAAGAAUGAACCGACCACAAGAAGCCCAGUUUCCUCUCAACAAUCUUCGAAGAACCUUCGAGAAAGGAGAAACACAGACCUCCCACUUCUAGACAUGCACACUGUAACCCGGGAAGAGGGAGAAGGCAUGGAGACAACUGAUACUGAGUCCGUGUCUUCCGCCAGCACAUAUACACAGUCUUUAGAGCAGCUGCUUAAUUCUCCCGAAACUAAACUUGAGCCUCCAUUAUGGCAUGCCGAAUUUACCAAAGAAGAAUUGGUUCAGAAACUCAGUUCCACCACAAAAAGUGCAGAUCACUUAAACGGCCUGCUUCGGGAAACAGAAGCAACCAAUGCAAUCCUCAUGGAGCAAAUUAAGCUUCUCAAAAGUGAAAUAAGAAGAUUAGAAAGGAAUCAAGAGCGAGAGAAGUCUGCAGCUAACCUGGAAUACUUGAAGAAUGUCUUGCUACAGUUCAUUUUCCUGAAACCAGGUAGUGAAAGAGAAAGACUUCUUCCUGUUAUAAAUACAAUGUUGCAGCUCAGCCCUGAAGAAAAGGGAAAACUUGCUGCGAUUGCUCAAGGUGAGGAAGAAAAUGCUUCCCGUUCUUCUGGAUGGGCAUCCUAUCUUCAUAGUUGGUCUGGACUUCGAUAGAUUGAUGGAAGGAGUAUUUUUAUUAACCAAAUAGAAUCUAUUUACAAAAAUGGUUCAUGUAUAUUACCAUCAUCCUUUUGUCCAAAAGUGUGUAUAUGUGUUUGCAUCUACAUAUAUUUGUACAUCUAUAUGACAGAUGUAUUUUAAAAGUUUCAACUUGAAGUAAAAGUACAACAGCUUGAAGUGUUGAUACCAGGCGACAGCCCUCUAACUCAUGUGAUCUCCCGUGCAUGCUGCCAGAAUCAAACCGCCAGGAAUGAAUUCACUCCCCACUUCUCUGGAACCUCAGGACCCAUUGCUCGGCAGUACUGUGAAUUUUGAAGUUAAACUAAAUUUUGGUACCAUACCAACUGGAAUUUAGGCUUUAAAAAUAAUGUUUCAAGGCCAUGUGUGAUUCAGGCCUGUAAUCCCAGCACUUUGGGAGGCUGAGGCUGGAGAAUCACUUGAGGCUAGUGAGCUGUGAUCGUACCACUGCACUCCAGCUCGGGGAACAGAGCGAGCGAGACCUUGUCUCUAAAAAUAAUAAUAGUAAUAAAAUAAAAAUAAUGUUUUAUGACUAUUUAUUGCAAGGUCAGAUUUGUAGAUUGUUACUAGUUAUAAAUUGUUGAGAAAUUUUUGUGAUUAGAAUAUGAAGGAAAAAGCUUUAUUGGUAAAAGUGACAUGUUUAUUAAGGGGCUAUGAAGUAAAUAUGCUGCAGUUAAUUAUGCGAAGUUGAAAUAUAAUUUAGUUACUUUAAAAUAAACUGUUCUUUUUUUCUUUAAAGUAUAUUCUCUCAAAACUCACGAUGUUGUCAGAGCCCUAGAGCUGGCUAGUGUAACACUGACUCUGAAUAGGCGGGCCCACCCCCGAGUUGAGGUGGUUUCAUGCUGUCUCUCCAGGCUCUUGGUAUGGUGUCGCUACAUGCAAGCCAUGAAUCCGUUUUGAGAAUCCUCUCCAUUUUCCCAAAUAAAAACCUAUCACAACAGUGACUAUAUCACUCAGCGUUGUAUCUAAGUAUAAAACUGGUGCUUUCAGUGUUGUGGCAGAUAGUGUUCCGUAAGCUUUCCAUCAGCUUUCCAUCAGAAGGGAUUUUAGAAAGACACCUUGGAGGUCCGUGCUACAUCUUCACAGUUCCUCUGAAUAAACUUAGGUGGUAGCAUUACUUGCCUUUGACGCCUCUGCAUAUGUUUUAAUGACUAGAUCAAAAUUGUGGUGUUCUUCAAUCAAAAAUUUGAUAAUUCUAUUUUUAAUAUUUAUGUGUUAAUCACCACACAGUAUGCUCUCUGAAGUUCUCUUAAGCCUUCAGUUUAUACUCUUAAUUCUCAUUCUGAGCUGGAGAACUGACUUUGCACUUUGGUUAUGCAGAACAUUGGUUUCCAAUUUAGUUUAACUGAAAUUUGCUGCUGAUAUGUUGAGUUUGUUCUCUAAAUAAUAUCUCAUAUAUCUGUCUUUCCUCCUGUCUUAGAAGAACAGACCUAACUAGUGAAUGUAUUAAUGAAAAUGCAUCUAUUUCAGAGCUGACAUGAAGAGUUUAGUUUUUUUACUUUAUAAACUGUGAAUUUGAGUAUGCCACCUGCCUACAAUGUAACUAAUCAUAUUUAAAUAUAUUUUACUUUCUCUUUGACUUUAGACCUUUUGAAGUCUGUAUAAACUUGUUUUAAAAUAUAGUCUCUACUUAUGAAUGUCAUAACAAAAAUACCUUUUUGCAUGAUAAAAAAUUAUUACUUUGAUUACAAAAGGCCUAUUCUUUCAUGGUUUCCGCAAUGAGAGGAAGUGUAAUGAUUAUUUUAAUAUUUCUAUUAAAUAUGUUUAACU
Mandrillus leucophaeus (drill) is the source of this 6818-nucleotide messenger RNA. It is a transcript of the gene GCC2, whose product is annotated as GRIP and coiled-coil domain containing 2. The record is from RefSeq and is a predicted model, not a curated record. The coding region runs from base 39 to 5024 and encodes 1661 amino acids. Gene Ontology annotation, biological process: late endosome to Golgi transport. Gene Ontology annotation, cellular component: Golgi apparatus. The transcript is spliced from 22 exons. NCBI's taxonomy places the organism in Eukaryota, Metazoa, Chordata, Mammalia, Primates, Cercopithecidae.